AUGUUGAUCCCCUCGGAAACACGCUACUGUGAUCUAUGCACCAGUGAACCUCUUGGGUCGUACGAUUCCGUAGAGGGAAGCUCUCGACAACAACGAGCACCAUGUGUCAACUCCCUCGGAUCAGACAUCUAUCUAUCGCAACAGCACAGUCAGUAUGGGUCCUCAGAAUACGGCGAUCCAGGCGCUUCGCACGCGGGAGGGAUUUAUCACUCGGAGACGGCCGUGGUCAACUCUUGGAAUGGACGACCUCGAAUGAUACCGGGACAUUGGGGGCAUCCGGGUAUUGCCGGUCUCCCGGGAGUUUGUGGUCAAACAGGGCAGAUGGGCAAAUCCGGCAGUGUGAAGUACAUUGUGGUACCAAAACACAUCGGUGAAGAACGGAGAAAACAGUUGGUAGAGAAACAUAAUCAACUCAAGGCUACUGACGACGGAAAUCAGAACAUGCCGCCAGCAGAACCAGAUUUGAUCAAAUGGGUUAUCACAAACUUUGCGACGAUUGGAACAAUCUACGAGGAACGUUUCCAGUUGACAAUUGUGGAUUAUGAGAUUCAGUUCGCAUCAGAUACAAGAGACUUCAUCGAACCCAACUCCAGCUUUCGUAUUAGUGGAAUCUGUGUGCGCAAUCCGAGUUCCAUGCCACUGCCUCCUUGUGGACGAUUGCAGUUUCGUGGGAAUGCAAUGAUUCAACCGGUGGACUAUCCGACUAUCGAAAUACCUGCGGUAAUUGAUUAA
Molecule: messenger RNA, 732 nt
Organism: Echinostoma caproni
Lineage: Eukaryota; Metazoa; Platyhelminthes; Trematoda; Plagiorchiida; Echinostomatidae
Source: the annotation of a GenBank genome assembly